Messenger RNA from Oryzias latipes (Japanese medaka), 4408 nucleotides. RefSeq names its product WASP like actin nucleation promoting factor b (gene waslb). The record is from RefSeq and is a predicted model, not a curated record. NCBI's taxonomy places the organism in Eukaryota, Metazoa, Chordata, Actinopteri, Beloniformes, Adrianichthyidae. Gene Ontology annotation, molecular function: actin binding; small GTPase binding. Gene Ontology annotation, biological process: actin filament organization; regulation of Rho protein signal transduction.
UUUCCUUUUGAAAAGCCAGCUAACUGUGACAUGGGAUUGUAUUUAUUUGUCACAAAUGUCACAUUUUUUGUGAUUUUUUUUUUUCACAAGUUGAUUCUUCCUGUUUUCACCGUGAAAACCUUUAAAUUUUUUAAACCAAAGACAUGAAAUUCAUUACUUUGUCGAUUUUAGACUUUUCUUUUACCCAUUAGGAUAAAAGGUGAUUCCUCACUUUUUGCUGUGAGCAUUUCUGAAACAAAUGUCCAUAAAGUCCAGAAGUAAAAAUAGAGGUAAAACAAAUAAAACCACACCUGGUUUAUACCAUGACAUCUUUUAAUCCCCUUUAAAUUUGGUCAUGUGACUCCUCAAAAAACCUUUGUUGAAGUGUGUUCACCUGCUGAUCAAAGACAGGAGACUCCAAAAAAAACGUAAGGAUUUUCUAUAGUCUCCACUAGAUAUCAGUUUAUGUGAACUAGGUGAUGUUCUUUUUGGGUAAUCUUCCAUCUCCUGAUGUCUGUCACUACCUCUUUAGCCUUGUAGAUGUAAAUGAUCACACUGCUGUCUUUAUUCUGCUUGGUCAGGUGAGCCAGAAACACCCUGACCCUCUGAGGUCCAACUAUCUCGCACAAUGCUGUGGAAUAGCAUGGGGCUCAAAACACUGCUCUGUGGUACCCCGCAGCUCUGAGGUUCUUAAGAUCGAGUCUUGUGUCUAGUCUGUGGUUCUUGAGUUCGAGUCGUGUGUCUAGUCUUAAGUACUUCAGGUCAAGCCUGAAGCUGUCAAGUGUCAUGUCAAGUCCUGAGUACUUGAGGACAAGUCGCAUGUCAAGUCCUAAGUUCAUAAGGUCGAGUCUUGUCAAAUCCAAACUUCUUGAGGUUAAACCUCACCAAGUCAGUAGACCUUGAGUCUUGUGUCAAUUCUGAAGUCCUUGAGGUCAAGUCUUUAGUAUUGAAGCCAAGUCACAGGUUAAAUCUGAAGUCCGCGUCUCUGCGACUCAACUGUGACACGAGUCAAAGUCCCUAUGACUACCAUGUUCUUUCCAAAGUGAUGUCACUUUUUUUCUGAGUCAAACUGCAGUUUUAGGACUACAGUUGUCGCUUUCAAAGACACAACUGGAAAUGAAAAUGAAAAGUUGCUGAAGGUCAUUCCUGUGAUCUUCUGAAAAAUGUUCCACUUCCUAUCUUUGUGCGUCAUCAAAGGGUUUCAGUUUGUGAAAGACAAUGUCUCUGUGUUUCUCUUUAUCUCUUAAUCCUCUGUCAUUUGUCGUGUCUUGCUCUGCCUUUUUCACCUGCUGCCCUUUCCUGUUCCUCCUGUCCUCAGUUGCCCUCUGCUCUGUAUUUCAUCCGUCCCAGGUCUCUGCCUUUCUCGCUCUUUGUUUCACCCCCACUGAUUCACCAUUUUUUCUUUAACCUCCUAGAUUAGUGUGAGAUUAUGUCGGGGGGAUGGAUUUUAAUGGUUACGUAAAGGCCAGCGCCAAAUCCCGACGGAUUUUCUGGGAUUAGAUGCGUUUGUGUGUGUUUUGUAGGAAAGAGCCAGAGGGGAUUGUGGGUGGAGAAAUGAUCAUUGCUCGCCAAGCGCAAUAUUUCAAGUCAAACCAGAAAGGAGGAUUGAUGGAUGUCCUUUGUCCUCUCUUGAUCAGUGUUGACUCUUUUGACGAUGCUGAAUGUCUGCAUGUUUAGGGACGUUUGGAUGAUUUUUGAAAGUUUUUAUUGGAUCGUUUUGGCUUUUGAAAGAAGAAACUUUUAUUAGAAUUAGUUGGACUACGUUUUUCCCGAUGAGCUUUUCUCUUAAUCGAUGGAUAAAAUCCAAAUUGGAUGCGUUUAGUUCCUUUUAAAAUGCAUUUAUAUCCAAUUCUACCCACCUUCGCCAUGCCGAGCCUUCAGCUACGAUGAUGUUCUGCACCACCUUUCUUUCCAACCCCUCUGAGGAACUCAAUUGCGACGGUGGAGGAGCGGCAGCCGCUGCCGUAGGGGGUGGAGGUCUGGGCCCGUGCUGCCUGUCCUCGUUGCACUGCCUGGUUCUCCCCCAGGAUGAACUUUACCCGCCCCUCUCAAACCCCGCCGCUCGCCUCUCCCUUUGCACAGAGGAGCGAGCUUGCAGCUUUGUGGGUAAAAUGCUGUUAGACGUCAACCUGAGCCCCUGCAGGUCAGGAGGGGGCAGGUGUAUUUGGGACAGGGUGAGAAGGCGACACAGCCGCUCAGCAUCACCUAGCCAAAACUCCCACAGUCCAUGUAGAGAUGAUUCAAGAGGACCCGCGUUGCCCAUGGCGACCGUAGACAUCAAAAACCCAGAGAUCGACAAGGAACACCGCAAUUCCAACUUCAAACAGAUCAACAUCAACACGUCAUUCCCCAGGAGGGAGAAAAAGAACAAGGGAGGAGGGGGGAAGAAGAAGAAGCUGACCAAAGCUGACAUCGGCACACCCAGCAACUUCCAACAUCUGGGUCAUGUAGGAUGGGAUCCAAACACAGGCUUUGAUCUGAACAACCUGGAUCCUGAGCUGAAGAACUUGUUUGACAUGUGUGGCAUCUCUGAGACUGACCUGAAGGAUAAGGAGACCUCCAAGCAGAUUUACGACAUUAUCGAGAAGAGUGGAGGCGUGGAAGCCGUGAAAAACGAGCUACGUAGACAAGGUCCACCCCGGUUGAGUGCUCCUCCCCCCCCACCUCCCUCCAGAGGUGGGCCCCCCCCUCCGCCCCCCCACCACAACAGCUCAGGCCCUCCGCCUCCUCCCCCUCCUCCCUCCCGUGGUGGUCGAGGCGCCCCACCGCCCCCUCCCCCCUCCAGAGCUCCGGUUUCUGCGCCGCCUCCUCCCCCUCCCUCCAGAGGAGGGGGCAUGCCCGCUCCCCCUCCGCCCCCGCCCAGCCGGGGCUUUCACCCGCCUCCCCCUCCGCCAGCUCACGCCUCCGUGCCUGCCGCCCCGCCGCCACCCCCUCCGCCUCCCCCUUCAUUUUCAACACCAGCCAGCAGUGGUGGGCCUCCUCCACCUCCUCCCCCCCCACCUCCAGGUCCACCGCCUGUCGCCCCCCCAAUGCCCUCUACGGAGGCUAACGGGGGAGAAAAGUCGGCGCUGCUGAGCCAGAUCAGAGAAGGAGCCCAGCUGAAGAAGGUGGACCAGAAAGAGAGGCCGGUGUCCAGCACCGGCAGAGACGCACUUCUGGACCAAAUCCGACAAGGGAUCCAACUGAAAACCAGGGAUGAGAACACGGACUCUGCACCGGCCCCCUCCACCCCUUCAGCGGGCAUCGUCGGAGCUCUGAUGGAAGUCAUUCAGAGGAGGAAGGCCAUUCAUUCCUCAGAUGAAGACGACGACGAUGAUGAUGAGGAGGACUCUGAGGAAGAGGAUGAAUGGGACGACUAGCAAUUUAUUAUUUUUUUCCCCCUCCAACCCUGAAAUUAUAGUGACACUAAAAUCUGUUUUUGUCUGUUUUAAAGUGAAACGAUUGAUUUCAAGUUUCUAAACUUAAAUGUCCUCACAGUUGCUGUACAUUUUUGUUGCCUUUAUGCUUUUUUUUAUUAUUAUUAUUCUGUGCAAUACCUCAUUAAUCUGUAAAUGGCAUUUUCACUUCAGGUUGAUUCUUCAUCUGUCAACUGAACCCCUGACGUUUGAUUACAACUCUUUGUUUCUGUCAUUUCUUUGUUCUUUUUCUUUGUGUAACACACUAUGUUGCUUCCUGUUCUUCACUUGGUUGAUCAAACAUUCUGUUAUAUCUGCUGCUUGGCAUCCCCCAUCAGCUCUACGUCACAUAUCCUCAAAACAAUGUGCAAUUUUUGACAAAAAUCUCUUUUAAAAUUAGAGCUGAAUGUCUUUUUUUCUGUAUAUUUUGGUCAGUAACUGAGGAGGGCUUGCGAGAUAGUUAGACCAGUUUUGACAAACCUUUGAUCUAUUGUAUCAUUAAGAGGGAAAAAAAAGUACUAUUUUCAUACCCUACUGCUCCGUAGUUUAUUUUUUACACAUUCAGAAACUCCUAGUUUAGUGUUCAUAUUUUCUUAAAAUGAAGAAAACACUCAACUUUUUUUUAAAUCUUUUUUUGUUUUGGAAAAGUAGCACAUUAGGCUGUGGACUGUAAAUUUGCUCCAGAGUUGUCUUGUUAUAUUUUUGCACCGAUUGUUUGACAGGAAAAUUUCUGUCUCGUGCAUUAUGGGAUAUAUAAAAAAAAUAAAAAAGAAUAAUGCUUAAAGAUAUGGAGAGAAACGCACAUGAACCAUGGACAUCACACUACGAACAGCAAAGAAAGCAGCCCUGAAGAUGUUUGGCUCGCUAUAACCGUUUUUGUUCCGGUCAUUGUCACACUACAGAUUAUGUUGAGUUUGUGCUCUUUUCUUUUCUUUUUUUUUUUUUUUUUUGAAGUAUUAAUAAAUGCCUGUUUGUUGUAACCAGCUCAUUUAUCAUGUAAAGCUUAAGGAAUAAAGACAUUUUAGUUUUACACA